Triticum aestivum (bread wheat) is the source of this 1380-nucleotide messenger RNA. RefSeq lists its product as uncharacterized. Bases 1 to 1047 code for a protein of 348 amino acids. The transcript has 4 exons. Lineage: Eukaryota; Viridiplantae; Streptophyta; Magnoliopsida; Poales; Poaceae. The record is from RefSeq and is a predicted model, not a curated record.
AUGGAAAACAGACCCAAAAUCGGUCAUCCAUCUGCCAGCCGCGCUCCGGUUGGCGGGCGCACGCGCGUCGCGGCCGAGGGAGGGGGAGGAGAGGACGAUGCACUUACCCACUCGGGCGGGGCGGCGGAGGAGGAGCGGGUGGUGAGCGAAGCGCACGUCGUCGACCUCUUCAACGUCGCCGGAGCGGAGGACGGAAUGGGUGCAUCCGCGGCUGCCUGCCUGCCUGCGCGCGCCCGAGAUGUUAGCGAGCGAGGAGGGAGGGAGGGGGAAGCGGGGGAAGAGCACGAGCGGUACGGGACUGACCUCCGACGCAGCAGCCGCCGCCGAUGCUCGCUGGCGGCAGGAGUCGCGCCGCGCCCGUGGGUCUUCCUUCCUCCGCGGCUCCGCGACGCGAAGCAAGCGGAAGGAGAAAGCGCUGAACCGAAGCACAAAAGCCCACCGGGCCAUUCCCUCUUCCCGGCUUCGGAUUUGGACGCCGUCGCCGUCGCCGUCGCGGCGGCAAACCCCAAAAAAAUGGCGCCUCCUCCCCUAGACGACGUCACGCACCUGCUCGCCGAGGUGGCCUCCCGCCUCUCCCGCCCUCCCGGCGGCGCGGGCCCCUCCUCCGUCGCCGCCGACUCGCUCUCCGCCUCCAUCUCCUCCCUCGUGGCUGCCCUCAACCCCCGCGCCGCCGCCCCUGCCUCCUCCGGAACCAGGGUCCUCGACGCCGCGCUCUCCCUCAUGUGCUUCGACCCACAGGAGGCAAUCCCCCUCCCCCCAAUCUCCUUGCCCUCCCUGCGAGCCUUGGUCGGUGCUGAUGUGCGUUGGCAUUGCAGGUGGAUAGGGCUCGCCUGGGCUGCCUCGUCCGCACCGCCGUCUCCGCGCUCUCCGACUCGGCCUCGUGCCGAGUGGCCCGGACCGAUGACCGCGCCGAGAUGCUCUGCGUCGGGAGCUCCAUCUCGCCCCGGGACUGCCGCGAGCUGGUCCGCUCUUGCGCCGCCCUCGUCGAGAAAUUGGGGGGCCGGGAUGUUGCGGGGCAUUCCUAUGAUCUGUUGCAUGCUGCUGUGAAAACAGCCUUGUUAUCCCCUCGUUACCAGUGUCUCUUUCCUUCGCCAUAUUACAGAGAAGAUGGAGAAAGCAGUUGCGAGAUGGGUACCAUUUCUCUGGAUGUAACAACCCAUCCAUCUUAUCAAGUGCUUCCCGAUGAUGGCUCAAUCCCGCCAAGGGUCCAUUUGUGGCAUUACGACCCAUCAAUUCUGAAACAUGAUCUUUCAGAGAUGCUACGAGAAGCAAUUACAAGGCCUUUGCUUUGUCUGAGAAAAGAAUUACAUGAUCGGGUAGCAUGGCGUGUGAUUGUAAUAUGCUUAGUUUGCUCCCCAUCAGCGUUCUUGGAGAUGUGGU